Molecule: messenger RNA, 2394 nt
Organism: Cimex lectularius (bed bug)
Lineage: Eukaryota; Metazoa; Arthropoda; Insecta; Hemiptera; Cimicidae
Gene: Fs
Product: follistatin-A
Exons: 6
Coding region: 81-1196 (371 amino acids)
Biological process (GO): anatomical structure development
Molecular function (GO): extracellular matrix binding; collagen binding; calcium ion binding
Source: RefSeq, a predicted model, not a curated record
GGAAUACCCCCAGUAAGGAGCCCGGUCCCAUCUGAGGAGCAUGGACAAGCUCAGAGCGUGCUCGGCUCGUUAAACGUACAAUGGACGUCUUCAGGCUUUUCGUCCUCUUCCUCGUCGUCAACUCCGCUCAAGCCGGAAGCUGUUGGUACGGUACCGGUAAGAAAGGACGGUGCACGGAAUUGAUCCAGGAUAACAUGGACCACGAUACCUGCUGCGCCUACGUCAACGCAGCCUUCAGCUCACAGCAGCUCGACUCCGGUGCUUUGUUCUUCUGGAAGGUCCUCGGCGGUGGCGUGCCUUGCUCACCGUGCAAAGAGACUUGUGAAGGGGUUGAAUGCGGUGAAGGAAAAAGAUGUGUUCUAAGAAAUGGGACACCCAAAUGUGUCUGUUCUCCUGACUGCAGAGGUCUUUCAAAAAUUUUAAAAGGGCCUGUUUGUGGGACAGAUGGUCGAAAAUACAAAUCUGCUUGCAGGUUGAGGAAGAGGGCUUGCAGAACGAAAAAAUCCAACCUUUCUGUCGCUUAUGCCGGCCCUUGUCAGAGGUCGUGCGACAAAAUAAACUGUCCCAAUGGAAAGUACUGCCUACUCGAUCAGAAUUUAACGCCACAUUGUGUCAAAUGUUCACGACACUGCGCAGACAAUGAAGGAGGAGAUAAGCAAGUUUGUGGAACAGACGGUGUCACUUAUCGUUCUCCAUGUUACCUAAAGGAAGCAGCUUGCAAAAAAGGAAAAGCCAUUCCUAUAGCAUACAGGGGCCAAUGUUUUAAAGGUGCUUCAUGUCGGAAUAUACAAUGCAAAGAGAGACAAGUGUGCCUUACUGAUCCUAUGAACGGUGAGCCCAGGUGUGUUACAUGCAGCUAUAAAUGUCCAAAUGUUAAAUCGCAGAGAGAAACAGGGGGUACCAUUUGUGGUACGAAUAAUAGAACCUACAUAUCUUGGUGUCAUAUGCUGAAAGAUUCCUGCUCAACUGGAUUUCUAAUAGAAACAAAAUUUCCUGGAAGCUGCCAAAUUGGAGAAAAAAGUGGCUGGAAUUAUCAGCACCACAACAAGGUAAAGAAUAAAAAAAAGACCGGGUUUUCCUCCAAAGAAGCGCACAGUUCAAAAGAAUCAAAAACCGUCGAGCUGAGUUCUUCAAAUCAAAUGGACGAUUUAAAGCAGAAUGCAAAUUCGAUGAAAACCGACAAUUUGCAGAUAUGAGAUACAAAGUUUGUUGAAGAAGUAUUACCAAAAACAAAACAAAAUGUGCAAAUCAUUGUGUCUAAACAUGUACAACUAGUCUGGACAUUUUUUAAACAUACUUGUGCACGAUUUACUUUUAUUGAUUUAUGUUUUAUUUUUUUAUGGGAUUCAGUUGGGGGGGGGGGUUAUUCCCAUAAUGUACAAUUUUUCCUUUCUGGUGGCAAUAUUCAGUUUAUUAGUUCCUUUUAUUUGUACACAAAUAGUCUUAUUGAAAAAUAAUCACAGUGUGGUUGUUUGUGUAAAAAAAUCAUCUCUUUUUUAUUAUUAUUAACUCAAACAUACCUUGCCUGAAGGUGUUGAAACUUGAUAUUAAAGUUUGUUGUUCUGAUCUGGUCACAUUGAAAUCAGAUCUUUAAUUAAAUUUUAUUACAAGCUUUUCAGCUUGAAGUGUAAUUUAUUUAUUUAUUUAUUUACUAUUAUACAUUGUUAAUUAUACAAAAAAAUAAUUCUUUUCUCUCGUACUUACUAGUGUAAAUAAAAAAAUUUGAAUGUCCAGAUCAAAUUGUAAAAAAAUAUUUUAAGAGUUAUUAGUCUAAUUUGUUUUAUUGUUUUUUGUUUAAUCUUGUAUUGUUCUUAAAUUUGUUUUUAAGAAAAACAUAAUUUUAAAUGUUUGGUAUUAAGAGUAGUACUUUUAGAUUGUUAUUACACUUGAAUCAACUUAUAAAAAGAAAAUGCACCACCUAGAAGAAGAGAAAACUGUAUAAACUAUCAUGAGUUGGUAAAAUGGCAGGGGUUUUUAAGCUUUAUUUCGUUUAGCAUAUUUAACAUGGUAUCCAGGGUAUGUUUAAAUAAAAUUUAAAAAAAAAAUACUAGUACAAACAUGUACAUGCUUGACAAUUUUUAUUCAUUCUACUCAAUAAUGUAAAUUUGAAAUCUAAGGUUGAGCUUUUUUCUCGUUUAAUUCUAUUACUAAUUUAAUUUUAUUGUCACAAAAUUUUACUGAGUUUUACCAUGGUUUUUUCUCAUUGCAAAUGUUUUUUCCACAUUAGUAGUGAGAAUUGAAUAAAUGAUUUUUUUUGUUUAUAAAAAAAAUCAAUACAUUAAAGAUCAAUCGCUGUUUUUGUUUUUUAAAUGUUGUAAAGUUUUCAAACUGAUAACACAAUCUAGUAAAAAGUUGGAAAAAUUUAUACCGUGGUGGCUGUAUAGUUCCUCCAUU